Messenger RNA from Leptopilina boulardi, 1534 nucleotides. RefSeq lists its product as uncharacterized. Lineage: Eukaryota; Metazoa; Arthropoda; Insecta; Hymenoptera; Figitidae. The transcript is spliced from 4 exons. The record is from RefSeq and is a predicted model, not a curated record. Bases 296 to 1498 code for a protein of 400 amino acids.
GCAAAAUUUAAAAGUUUUUAUUUAUAGUUGAUCAAUUUAUUUUAAUUCAAAUUAAUUUUCAUAUGAAAAACUGUAAGUAUAACCGACUUUGCAUAUAGAUGAGUCAAAUUACUAUAUGGAAUAAAAAAGAAAACUGUAAAAAUUUUAUUUUAAAACCGGAGAUGACAAUGAGGAAAAAUAUAAAAUUACAUUGUGAUAAAAGUGAGAUUGAAAAUUCAGUUUACAUUCAUCUUUGAAGUGAAUAAAACGAGUGACUUUUAGAGGAUAUUAGCAAACAAAAUUUCUAUAUUUGAAAAUGGAAAUCAAUCAAUUGGAUCAAACAUUUUUUGAGAAAGUUGUGCAGGAUUAUUUAAAAAAUAAAGAAAUUACUUUAAUUGAAAUGUCAAAAAGAUUAGCUUCUGAUAAAGGAGACAAUUUUUUCAGUGAAAUCUACAGAAUAUUUCUAAGAUAUUACAUUAAUUCUCAUGCAAAAGAUUCAAUAGAAAUAGAAGAAAAAAUGACUUUGAUUGCAAAAUACGAAAUAACGAACGUAAAAAAAGAGGCGGUUCAUCAAAUGUUCAUCACGGAAUUGAAAGUUUUUCAACAAGUAUUGCCAAGAGUAGAAAAAUUAAUUGGAUGUAUUUUUGGACCCAAAUUACUUUAUGGCAAUGAAAAUUCAAAUUUUAUCAUUAUGGAGGAUUUGGUGUCUCGAGGAUUCAAAAUGUUAAACAGACAGAAAGGUUUAUCUUUGCCCCAAUGUCUUGUCGCUAUAGAGAAAAUUGCAAAAUUUCAUGCUGGAACUGUCGCCCUUACUGAAAAGAAACCAAACAUUACUAAGUGUUUCGUUGAGGGGAUGAUAAGUGGAAAAUAUUCUGAAAAUUAUUUUCGCUUUCUGGAAGUGUCCUUAUUAAAUUUGUGUGAAGGAGUAGCAGAUUGGAACGACAAUGAAUGUAAUGAAGCGAUAAAUAAAUUGAGAAACAUAAUCGGCACUUUAAAAGAAAGACUUUUGUGCAUGUACGAAUAUGACGAUGAAGAGUUCUGCGUUUUAAAUCACGGAGAUUUUUGGACGAACAAUAUCAUGUUCAAAAAUGACGAAUUGGAAGAUUCUUGUCAAGUUUUACUUAUAGAUUAUCAAUGUUCUGUCUAUACAUCUCCAGCAAUUGAUCUUCAGUACUUCCUGAGCAUUUGUCCGGAAUUAGAAAUAAAAUGUGACAAAGAUGAUUUCUUACUAAACAAGUAUUUAACAGUUGUUGAAAAUGAAUUGACAAAAAUCGGCUGCAAGACCAGAGUCCCGACGUUAGACGAAUUGAAGAAAUCGAUUUUUAAAAGAAGAAUAUUUUCUAUAUUUUCAGGAUUCAUCUAUUUUCCAAGAAUGAUGUGCGAUAAAUCAGAUGUUGAGGAAUUCAACCUAGUUCUGGCUAAAGGAGAAACGAAACUGGAUAUUUUUAAACAGUCAAAUACGCGUAAAGCAAUUCGUAAACUUUUGCUAACCAUGAACAAUCGGGGAUAUUUUGACUAAAGUUUCAAUAAAUAUAUCAAUCAAGAAACACCUUAA